UAUAGAUUGUUAGUUGAGGAUUUAUGUACAACAAAAUUUUAUCCAUUGGGAACUCGAGGAUUUUUGUGGAUGAUAUUUGUGUAUUGAUUUUCCACAACGACUUGCAAAGUCUUCCAUGAUCCAUUAACUCACGUCCAGCCAUACAAACAACUGUUACUUCAAGUAGUUUGUUCAUCAUAGCAACUUAUAUUUCUUCACAUUCUUCUAAAAAGUUGAGGUUGAAUCAUGGGAAAUCAUUGGGUUUGGGGGCUUCAUCUCGUUUUCUUAAGUAUGUUUUUGGUUGCAACCAAAUAUACUUCUUGUCUGGGGGCUCAAAAUUCAACAAGAAGCUGCCAUGAACGAGAGAGACUAGCACUACUCCAGUUCAAAGACAGCGUCAAAGAUGACUUUAAAAUGCUAUCAUCAUGGGUUGGCACUGAUUGUUGCUCAUGGAAAGGAGUCAUUUGUGAUGCUGCCACCAGAAGUGUUGUCAGACUUCAACUUAGGGGAAAUUACGCCUAUGAACGAGAUUACUUCUUAGAAGGUGAUAAGGUGAAUGCAUAUUUGGGUGAGUUAAGGAAUCUAAAACAUCUGGAUUUGAGUGGGAAUAAUUUUCAAGGAAGUCGGAUUCCUAAAUUUAUUGGAUCCUUCAAGCAGCUAAGUUACCUAAAUCUCUCUAAUGCAUAUUUUAAUGGUAUUAUUCCCCAUCACAUUGGAAACCUGUCCAAUUUGAAGGUUCUUGAUCUUGGUUCAUUUGAAUUAUAUUAUAGUUCAAAUGAUGAGCCUUGGCUAAUCACGUCAAAUGAUAUGGCAUGGGUUUCUGGCCUUUCCUCACUUGAGCAUCUUGACUUGAGCAGAGUGUAUCUUUCUCAAGCAAACAAUGUUGAUAUGGUAUUUUACAUGAUUCCUUCAUUAACAUAUUUAAGUCUGCGAGACUGUAAACUCUCUAAUUCCAAUCUUGGUCUUCAUCUUAAUUCAAGUAAAAUACUUCCCAACAUUGAACAUCUGGAUCUUAGCUCCAACCAUUUUAAAGGUCAACUCCCUCACUUUUUUCAGAACUUUACAUCCUUAACGUUCCUUGAUCUUUCAAGAUAUAAUCUUAGUCUGGCAUGGAACUCUGUAAACCUGCUAAACAUGAUCCCUUCUUUAUCUGAAUUGCAUUUGUCAGUCUGUGGGCUUCACAAUGCCCCCUUUUCACCCACUUCUUUGAAUUUCAGUGCCCAUUCCAACAUACAAUAUCUUGAUCUUAGCGGUAAUUCAAUUGGGGGUAGGUUUCCAUCUGAAUUAGUGAACAUCACUUCCCUAAAAGUCCUUGACCUUUCAUCCAACAGUUUGAACUCAUCAAUUCCUGUCAUGCCUAACCUUCUAAAGCUCGAUGUUUCUUUUAAUAAGUUUGAGCACAUCGAGCUUGUUGGGAUUUGGAGACAAUGUCAUCUGAAGGAAUUGAGCUUAUCAUAUAAUUAUUUUGGAGGAGAAAUGAUAGGCCCAUCAUCAAACACGUCUGAAUGUUCCCACUAUGCUUUAGAGGUGUUGGAAGCAGAUGAAAGUGAAUUAAACGGUUCGAUUCCAGAAUCUGUUGGAAAACUAAACAAUUUAAGAGUCUUAAGUCUCUCGACAAACAGUUUUACAGGUUCAAUCCCUAAAGCUUUGGAGAGAUUAAGAUCUUUAGAAGCAUUAGGUCUGUCUGAUAACAAAUUAACCGGUCCCGUUCCGACAUUCCUUGGAAACCUCACCAAACUUGACCUUUCUCAUAAUCAAUUUAAUGGUUCUAUCCCAGAAUCAUUGGGAAGAUUAACAGGUUUAGCUCAUUUAGGUCUGCAAUCAAACCAGUUAACAGGUCCAAUCCCAGUUUCACUUUGGCAACUCACCAAACUCAUUGAAUUAGAUGUCUCUGAAAAUUCUUUAGAAGGAGUGGUUAUGGAAGCCCAUUUUGCUAACCUCUCGAUGUUGCUGUCGUUGGAUACAAGUGCUAAUCAUAAGUUGAUUUUUAAUGUCUCACAUGAGUGGAUACCUCCAUUCCAACUGAGGUAUGUUCAAUUUAGUUCUUGCAAGAUUUUAAAUGGAUUUCCACACUGGUUGCAAAAUCAAAGGAUGCUUAAGGAGUUGGUAUUGUCUAAUGCUAGCCUAUAUGGACUUCUACCAACAUGGUUGCAGAAUAUGUCCAUGCUUAAUUAUUUAGAUCUCUCUCACAACAAACUCAUUGGAUCUUUGAUAAACCUUCCAGUUAGCAAAUAUACCUGGUUUUUAUGUCUACAAGACAACCUUUUCAAUGGGUCAAUUCCAAGGUCAAUGUGUAGAAGAACAAGCUUGGAAAUUCUCGAUGUUUCCAGCAAUCGGUUAUCUGGAAAUAUUCCUGAUUGUGUAGGGAAUCUACAAGCCAUGAGGAUGCUUAUACUUAGUUCAAAUGGGUUGUCUGGAGUCCUACCAAGUUCUUUAGGAAAUAUUAAUUCAUCAUUAAGAUGGUUAAAACUGAAUGACAAUAACUUCAAUGGCCAAAUACCACAAGACUUGGGAAAGUUGAGAUACUUACAAGUUUUGGAUUUGGGCAAUAACGAAUUCUCAGGAAACAUACCAAAAUGGAUUGGAAAAAAACUUUCAGAAUUGAGGAUUCUGAGGUUGCAUAAAAACAACUUCACAGGAGGUAUUCCUCAUUCUUUGUGCAAAUGUUCAUCUCUUCAUAUUUUAGACAUUGCACACAACAACUUAACAGGAUCCAUCCCUCAUUGUUUUGGAGAGUUGAGCGAGAUGAAUAACGUAACAGAAUAUUAUGAACAGUAUUAUGCAGAUAUUACUGUGAUCAAUCUGAUUCAAGUCAUUAAAGGAAGCGAGCUUGAAUAUACAACAACGAUGGGCUUAGUUGUUAACAUGGACCUUUCAAGCAAUAAACUUACAGGAGAAAUCCCUGUAGAGCUAACUGCACUUGCUUCAUUGAUAGGUCUUAAUCUGUCUCAUAAUCAUCUGAGUGGGAGUAUUCCAGAUAGCAUUGGAAACAUGAAGGCGUUGAAUUCUCUUGACUUCUCAGACAACCAACUAAGCGGGACAAUCCCUCCGAGCAUGGCUGCUUUGAACUUUUUGAGCUCGAUUAAUCUGUCACACAAUAACUUGUCAGGAAGAAUUCCAACCGGAAAACAACUGCAGACACUUAUCGACCCAUCAAUAUAUGCUGGUAACAGGGAUCUCUGUGGUGCACCUCUGCAAAAUAAUUGUUCCAAACCUGAAAUAAACCCACCAGCCACAAGAAGCAAGAACAAAUACAAUGGGCCAAGGAAGGUAUGGUUUUACUUGGACAUAACGUGUGGGUUUGCAACAGGUUUUUGGGGUAUUAUUGGAGUUUUGGCAUUCAAGAAGCAAUGGAGAAGGAAGCUUUUUAUGAUUGCAGAGGUAAUCAUGGAUAAGGUGUAUGUGGCGGUUGCAGUGAAGAUUUCCAAGAUUAAAAGAGGCAGAGAAGCCUAAUAGAUUCUUAUAAUUGACAAUAUUUGUAAAAUUGUUGUUUCGAUUUAAAAUACUCUGUUUCUGUUGUGUAAUAUAUUUAGACCAUGGGUGUGUUUAUUAAUAGAAAUAAAAAUAUUACAAUACACGAGAGAUAGAAGAAUACAGGUGACAGAUGAUUACAGAAGAAGUGGACUGAAGAUUAGACAUGUAAAAAGCAACAACAGGAGCAGUGAUGAUUACGAGAGAGAAACAAUCCAAAAAGAGGUAUAUUUUUCGUUCUUAAGAUUCUUUAUCGUUCUGUAGUGUUUCCUGCAAAAUAUUUACAGAAUACAAAGUCAUUAGAAUCUGCAAAACCUAUACAUAAUAGAAAGCUACGUAGAAUUGAGAGACUGUAAGUUCCAAAAGUCUGGGAUAAGGAGUUUACUUUGUUGACUUCAAAAGUGUAAGAAGAUUUGUAGCUAGCAUCACUUAAUGGACUCGUUUAAGGAACCAGCUGGCAUUAGAAAAUGAAGAUUUGUAGCUAGCAUCACUACCUUUGUCUAAUCUUGGUUUCGGUUGCAACUAAAUAUGAAUAUACUAUAGUGGGUUGCUAUGAACAAAAGAGGCUAGCUCUGCUCAAGUUCAAUUAUACAGAUAACGUCAAGUUAGUUGCGAUAGUUUCACUGGUAGAGUUUGCUUAGUUGAUGAAGAGUACUUCAUAAAAUCUCGGUUUAAGGAUUC
Messenger RNA from Helianthus annuus (common sunflower), 4131 nucleotides. Its product is annotated as receptor-like protein EIX2. The transcript has a single exon. The coding region runs from base 226 to 3432 and encodes 1068 amino acids. The record is from RefSeq and is a predicted model, not a curated record. Gene Ontology annotation, molecular function: protein binding. Lineage: Eukaryota; Viridiplantae; Streptophyta; Magnoliopsida; Asterales; Asteraceae.